AUGAUACCGAGCCUUUGGACAGCUUCAAUGCCCAUAGCGGAUGAAACUGUCACUAAUGGUAUUGAUGUUCUGGAUGAUGUAUCGGAGACCGAAGGCGUUGUGGGUGAUAGUAUAUCAUCAGAAGUCGUGUCAGAUAAUCGUUUCUUUUAA
Paraglomus brasilianum is the source of this 150-nucleotide messenger RNA. NCBI's taxonomy places the organism in Eukaryota, Fungi, Glomeromycota, Glomeromycetes, Paraglomerales, Paraglomeraceae. The record is from the annotation of a GenBank genome assembly.